CUCCCGCCUCAUCCACUCCGCGUCCGGGCUGCCCGCGGCGCCGCCUGAUUGCGCGUGGGGCCUCGCUGCACAGACCCAGGUAGAGCGCGGCACGUAACGCCCUGCGCAGAUUGGAAGCCGAGGGUGCCCCCCACUCCUGCCAUGUCUGGUUGUCGCGCUACGGAAGGAGACUGCUGCUCGGAGCGUAACGGCGCGCAGGACAAGGAACAUCCGAGACACCUGAUCCCAGAGCUUUGCAAACAGUUUUACCAUCUGGGCUGGGUCACUGGGACUGGAGGAGGAAUUAGCUUGAAGCAUGGCAAUGAAAUCUACAUAGCUCCUUCAGGAGUGCAAAAGGAACAGAUUCAGCCUGAAGACAUGUUUGUGUGUGACAUAAUUGGGCAGGACAUAAGUGGGCCUCCACCGUGUAAGAAGCUGAAGAAAAGCCAGUGUACUCCUCUAUUCAUGAAUGCUUACAUAAUGAGAGGAGCAGGCGCGGUGAUCCACACCCAUUCUAAAGCCGCUGUGAUGGCCACCCUCCUCUUUCCAGGACGCGAGUUUAAAAUUACACAUCAAGAGAUGAUAAAAGGAAUAAGGAAAUGUACCUCAGGAGGGUAUUAUAGAUACGAUGAUAUGUUAGUGGUCCCCAUUAUUGAGAAUACACCCGAGGAGAAGGACCUCAAAGAACGAAUGGCUUGUGCAAUGAACGAAUACCCAGACUCCUGUGCAGUACUGGUCAGACGUCAUGGAGUAUAUGUCUGGGGAGAGACUUGGGAGAAGGCAAAAACCAUGUGUGAGUGUUACGACUAUUUGUUUGAUAUUGCUGUAUCAAUGAAGAGAGUAGGGCUGGAUCCUGCACAGCUUCCAGUUGGAGAAAAUGGAAUUGUAUAAGCCAAAUGGAAGUUUAUAUCCAGAGCAAAAGCUUAUCUUAUUACUUAAAUGAAACUUGAUGGGUUUUAAAUGAAUUGAAAAUUUCUAUGAAGCUGUUAUUUUGUCCCUAAAUACUGCAAAUUAUCACCCUGAAUCUCUAUUGACAUUGGAUGAUAUUUGCUUAAUCCUUGUAAUUAUAAAUGACAAUUGAAUGUAAUAAAAAAAUUUAUAAUGUUU
Messenger RNA from Talpa occidentalis (Iberian mole), 1086 nucleotides. RefSeq names its product APAF1 interacting protein (gene APIP). The record is from RefSeq and is a predicted model, not a curated record. Gene Ontology annotation, cellular component: cytoplasm. The transcript has 7 exons. Lineage: Eukaryota; Metazoa; Chordata; Mammalia; Eulipotyphla; Talpidae. Gene Ontology annotation, molecular function: methylthioribulose 1-phosphate dehydratase activity; metal ion binding. The coding region runs from base 142 to 870 and encodes 242 amino acids.